AUGAUUGCUCCAACGAACAAGCCGACAUUGGUUAAGUGGGAGCACCUGUCCUUUGUGAUAAUGGACGCUCCCAAUGACAGCAACCUCCACAUUUAUCUCAAGGAGCUCAAAAAAUACAAUGUUUCGGAUCUUGUGCGUGCUUGUGAGGUCACGUACAGCCGCGAGGCUGUUGAGGCCGCUGGCAUUCACGUGCACGAGCUUGAAUUUCCUGAUGGCGAGUCCCCCGACCCAGAUAUUCUGGAUAUGUGGCUUGAUCUGGUUGAAAAUUGUUUCAAGGACAAUGUAAGCAAUUCAAACAGCAACAGAUCAAUUGCAGUGCAUUGUGUUGCUGGACUCGGCAGAGCCCCAGUGCUGGUGGCCAUUGCAUUGAUAGAGUACGGACUGGAUCCUAUUAACGCAGUGGAGCAUAUACGCAAGUUUCGGCGCGGAGCUAUUAAUUUGCGCCAGCUCAAGUAUUUGGAGAAGUAUCAGCCUCGGCGAGGCAAUAAGGCCAAGUGCACAAUUAUGUGA
Molecule: messenger RNA, 510 nt
Organism: Plasmopara halstedii
Lineage: Eukaryota; Oomycota; Peronosporomycetes; Peronosporales; Peronosporaceae
Product: protein tyrosine phosphatase
Exons: 2
Coding region: 1-510 (169 amino acids)
Biological process (GO): protein dephosphorylation
Cellular component (GO): nucleus
Molecular function (GO): protein tyrosine phosphatase activity
Source: RefSeq, a predicted model, not a curated record